Messenger RNA from Xenopus tropicalis (tropical clawed frog), 3057 nucleotides. It is a transcript of the gene emc7, whose product is annotated as ER membrane protein complex subunit 7. Lineage: Eukaryota; Metazoa; Chordata; Amphibia; Anura; Pipidae. The record is from RefSeq and is marked provisional. Gene Ontology annotation, cellular component: endoplasmic reticulum membrane.
CCUGCCUCUGUCAUGCCGGCCGUAGCUCUUGGGAUCUCUGUUGGAUGGCGCAGCUUUUCGUUGUGGCUGCUGGCGUUGCUGCAGCUUUGCAGCGCGGAUUUGGACGUCUUGAGUCCGGGGUCUGGCAGCGAUAAAUUCAAGGUGGAGGGCAGGGCUGUGGUGCCUGGGGUGAGGCCGCAGGACUGGGUGAACACUGCUCGGGUGCUAGUGGAUGGCGAAGAACACGUCGGCUUUCUGCGGACUGAUGGCAGUUUUGUUGUUCAUGAUGUACCAUCUGGCUCAUAUGUGGUAGAAGUUAUUUCUCCAGCUCAUCGCUUUGAACCAGUUAGAGUGGACAUCACAUCCAAGGGUAAAAUGAGGGCCAGAUAUGUUAAUCACAUCAAGACUUCAGAAGUUGUGCGGCUGCCUUACCCUCUUCAGAUGAAAUCCUCUGGGCCUCCAUCUUAUUUUAUUAAGAGGGAGACUUGGGGCUGGACUGAUUUUCUGAUGAACCCAAUGGUAAUGAUGAUGGUUUUGCCACUGCUAAUCUUUGUGCUGCUGCCCAAAGUUGUGAACACCAGUGACCCCGAAAUGAGAAGGGAAAUGGAGCAAUCCAUGAAUAUGCUGAACACCAACCCAGAACUGCCUGACGUUUCAGAAUUCAUGACCAGACUUUUCACCUCCAAAUCAUCAAGCAAGUCCAGUGGGAGCGGAAAAGCUGGAAAGAGUGUAGGGAAGAGGAGGUAGUGCCCAGUGUAGUCAGACCCAGUGCAAAUGUGAUCUGGUUACCAGGGGUAAACAAUAGCCUUCAGUCUAGUAGCUCUCACCCAACUAGCACAUUGUGGUCUUAAUGAAAUCCUGGGGUAGUUUUAUAUUUAUUAAUCUUCCAAAAAAAUACAAACACUUUGUUUUGUUAUUUCCAGUUUGGGGGCCAUUCAAUAAAUGUUUGCUUCACCCUACACUGCAACCAAUAUGGGAAAUGCACAUGGUUUUGGGAUAUAGCUUUCCUGUCUGUGAUACAUAUCCAGCUCCAGCCAGUCACAUUUAAUUAGCGUUAUUAUUGUUACAUCGCACCAUCUGUCACUUGGGAAAAUACAGUUCUCUUCUAUACAAAAAAACGAUGAUUAGUAUUUAUAUCUAAACACAGCCCUGUGUCGUGCACUCUCCUGUUGCAGGGAUCUUAUUUGCCUCACAUUUGAUGUUGGCUGUCAUAUUUCAGCUGCCUCUGCUUGGCGUUCUCGCCCAUUUGAAUAAACCUCUCUAGAGAUUCUUAUAUUUCUGUAAAAUAGCUUUUAUUCUAAAUUAAUGCUUAUUUAAAGCUGCUAGAACAUGUGUCCCAAUCACAGGACGACUGUACUGUAGAUAGUGGAACAUGAUGGGGACUGCAAUACCCUGUAGGUAUUCUCAUCCAGGAAGUUGUUAGUUUAAGGUUACUUGGGUGUUGCAAUGUACAAUUACAAGAUGCCUGGCUCUGACAUUGACUUUGUCUUGCUUUUUCUGCUAUAAACAUGACUAAAUGCUGCAAGUCUUUGGAGUGAAAUGUAGGAUAUCAAGCUGUAGGGUCAGGAAAAUUAAGAAAAAACAAAAUGAUUUUAGGUGUUUAUAUUAGGGGAGGUCAGGAUACCACUGUCCUCACUGGUUUUAAAUGAAAUUCUACUGUUGAUAGAGCUCUCAUUUAUGCACCAUGAUAAUUAAAGGUCAUUGGGGGUCAUUUAUAAACACUAGGCUAAUUUUCACCUGGGCAUCAACCCAUGGUGACCAAUCAGAUGUUUGUUUCCAUUCUACAAGCAGCUGGCUGGAAAAAGAAGCUAUUCAAUGAUUGGUUGCUGUGGAUUACUACUUAGGUGUAAAUUUCCCCAGUGUUAAUAAAUGAACCCUUAUUGUCUUAGAUCUAAUGAAUACUGCAAAUCUAAUGAAAUUAUACUGCAAAUCACAUUGUGUUGCAUUCACAGUUAAGUACAUGUAUCACUUUAUAUUCACGGAUAUGUUGCUUACAUUCACUGGUUGGUUUCUAUGCUGCCAUGUGAUGUUCUACCCAACUUUAGAAAACUUUGUUGGCAUUUUCACUAAUUUGUUAAGCCCCUGUGCUUUGAGAUGUAUAGUCCAAAUUACAAUAUGUCAUGGUGAUGUUGAAAUUUUGGCACAAGUGCAUGAUGGGCAGUGGCCUUUAGUGUAGCACACAGAUUUUCAGACUUUUUUAUAACUAAUUUCUUCCUUCUGGAGCUUAAAAGGUUACACACACCAUCUAUUCAGCCAUAGUUCCAGGAAUAUAUUGCACAGCAAGUAAGGGUUUACCUCAAAUCUGUCCCUAACCAACCCCCAAACUGGUUAUCAAAAUUGUCUAGGAGAACUAGUAGGUAGGGAUGCACCGAAUCAAGGAUUCAGUUUGGGCUUCGGCCAAGGUUUCCUUUGUCAGCAGGUCUCAGAUUCAGUCGAAUCCAUGUUUCUGGCCGAACCUAAUCCUUAAAAUCACGUGACUUUUUGUCACAUAAACACGGACAUUGAAAAUUCGGAUUCAAUAUUUGCUCAAAUCUUUCACAAACGAUUCAGGCUUUGGUCGGAUUCUAGAAUAGUGGAUUUGGUGCAUCGCUUCUAUAAGGUUUUCUCCACAGUUCGUUCUCUAGUGGUUAUUCAGGCUGGGCCUCCUGUAAGUGCCUGCCCUAUAGUUUGGGAGCCACUAGUUUUAGCAAGUUCACCCAGAGCAUAACAGACCCAUCUACAGAGUAAUGAGGCAUGUUGGGUAACAUAUUUCUGAAUGGUUUAGCAUAUUUUUUACACCCAUGUCACGGUUUCUUUCUGCAGUAUGUUGCGAAUUACAGUGUCACGGGGCCCAUCUACAAACAACUACAAUGUUCACAGGGAUAAUUGGCUCAUUGCUGUGUGAAGAACCAUUCUGAGGGUGCAUGUGUAAGAGAAUGUUGCUUGUGAUUAGCGGAGUAGCCGAGGGCUGCAUCAGAGGAUUAUUUUUUUCCCCAUUCUCUCUGUGUGUUAGUCUGUGUGUGUGUGGUUCUUGAAAUACAGAGCUAAAUGGUUUGUUGUAAAUGGAUGUUAAAUUAAUUAAAGGAAAAUCUUAGUAAA